This is a messenger RNA of Talpa occidentalis (Iberian mole), 795 nucleotides long. RefSeq names its product mitochondrial ribosomal protein S36 (gene KGD4). Lineage: Eukaryota; Metazoa; Chordata; Mammalia; Eulipotyphla; Talpidae. The record is from RefSeq and is a predicted model, not a curated record. The transcript is spliced from 4 exons. The coding region runs from base 401 to 673 and encodes 90 amino acids. Gene Ontology annotation, biological process: 2-oxoglutarate metabolic process.
AGUAUCGUCUGUGAUGUGUCUGAUCAGCCAAUCGGGAGGAAGGCGGUAGCAGGGAGUCAAAGGAAGCAAACCCCGCUUCUGACCCAGUGUCCCUUCAAGGUCUUGCGAGUGACCGGAGAGCUGGCCCUGAAGGAUGCGAACUCGGCCGCGGCCGGUUCUUCCCUGCCAGGUCAAGUGUCCCUCUACAAGGCUGUAUGGGGAGAAUUGAUUGAGAAGAUAGUAUUUACGUUUUUGUGGGAUAUACGUCUUAAUGUCGGUCUCCGAAGCCUUUUUUUUUUUUGAGUUUGGAUAAACUUCCCCAGGGGCCACGUUUUUAAUCCACAUAUCAAUCGCCAGCUCUUGACAGCUUGUGUAUUUGCUUCUCCAGCUGUAGUCACAAGCUUAAGUAGGAGAGGUAAAAAUGGUAGUCAAGCCACAUACUCCACUAAUAAGAUUCCCAGAUAGAAGAGACAAUCCGAAACCCAAUGUAUCAGAAGCUUUGGGAUCAGCAGGACUACCGUCUCACUCUUCUUCAAUUUCACAACAUUCUAAAGGAAGUAAAUCACCAGAUUGGCUGAUGUAUCAGGGCCCACCAGACACUGCAGAAAUAAUAAAAACAUUACCUCAGAAAUAUAGAAGGAAACUUGUAUCUCAGGAAGAAAUGGAAUUUAUCCAGCGUGGAGGUCCAGAAUAAUCACUUACAGUGGGGCUGCAGUUUGUCAUCAGGCAAAUGAAUAGUCUUUACAAUAAAGGACUUCCAAAAUGACAAAUGAGAAAUUGUAUAUUAAACAACUUUAAUAAAUAUUCUGUAAAAAA